Molecule: messenger RNA, 390 nt
Organism: Schistosoma intercalatum
Lineage: Eukaryota; Metazoa; Platyhelminthes; Trematoda; Strigeidida; Schistosomatidae
Source: the annotation of a GenBank genome assembly
AUGCAUUAUCCAAAAGCCGAAGGUUAUCGUCUGAGCCAUAAUAAAUUCGGUUUCGGUAGUCAUUUACCUGAAAAUCCAUGUUAUUACACCGUCGCUAUAGAUCCUUUGAAAAAAAAUGGUUCAAAUGACUAUUUGAAGUUGUUCGAAACCUCACGUUAUCGAAACCUGGUUUUGCUUAUCAGAAAUCAGUCUAAAUCUGUUAAUCACACAUGUGGCCAAAAUAUGACGAGUGCAAAAAAGCAACCAUACGUUAAUCCAAGAAUUAGAGGGAUAUCAGGCGAUGAUGAAAAAGAAGUAUUAAGAAAGCUACAACUGUUGUGUCGAUACGAUAGUGAGAAACGGUUACAAACAAAUGGAAAAAAGCAGCUUGGAAGGCACUACAAGAACUGA